Messenger RNA from Dioscorea cayenensis subsp. rotundata (Guinea yam), 2804 nucleotides. RefSeq names its product acylamino-acid-releasing enzyme 1. Gene Ontology annotation, molecular function: serine-type endopeptidase activity. Bases 21 to 2588 code for a protein of 855 amino acids. NCBI's taxonomy places the organism in Eukaryota, Viridiplantae, Streptophyta, Magnoliopsida, Dioscoreales, Dioscoreaceae. The record is from RefSeq and is a predicted model, not a curated record. Gene Ontology annotation, biological process: proteolysis. The transcript is spliced from 18 exons.
CCUACUUUUUGUCUUUUUAAAUGACCAAAAUUUCCCCAAUUUUUUCUUCUAAUUUGCCAGAUGCAGGCACUCUCCAGGUUCCUUGUCUACCCUAUUCAACUACUCCCUUUCUCCUCACCUUCUCACGUUCUUCCCUUCCCUUUCUACGUUAUCAGAAGCCGAGGAGUGGCAGGCACUCCCUCGUUCUUCACCGGGAAAGCUUAAUAACCGGCGGAAUUAAGGAGCCUUCUACUGUUUCAGUGGAAGAUAUGCCAUUGGGUGAGGAUACUGCUGACAUGGAGGAUUAUGCCACCUUGUCCAAAUUGCUUCAAGAAUUUGCAAGUAUUUCUAGCAUUGAGAAGGCAUGGAUUGCUAAAUCCGAAAAUGGAAGUGCUUCCCAUGCUAUGUUUUGUAUUGGUCAACCAAAUUUUUUGGCGAACAAAAAGAGGACUCUUUUCCUGUCAUCACAUAUCUCAAAAACUGCUGAGCAUUCUGUGAAAUUCAAAUGGCCUCCCUUUCCUGUUGAGAUGAUUGGAGUUUCAAAAGUUGUUCCAUCACCAUCAGCAUCAAAGCUUCUUAUAGUUCGUAAUAAAGAGAAUGAUUCCUUAGUGUGGCUUGAAAUAUGGGGUCAAUCUCAGUUAGAGAAAGAAAUACAAAUUCCACAAUCUGUUCAUGGUCCUCUAUAUACAGAUGGAUGGUUUGAGGGUAUUUCGUGGAAUCAAGAAGAAACUCUUAUUGCUUAUGUUGCUGAAGAGCCAGCUCCACCAAAGCCAGUAUUCACUGAUGCAGGCUAUAAGAAAGAUGGUUCUUCUGAUAAGGAUGGCACCAGCUGGAAAGGUCAAGGUGACUGGGAAGAGGAUUGGGGUGAAACUUACUCAAAGAAAAAGAGACCAACGUUGUUUGUCUUGGAUAUUAAUAGUGGUGAAGUGCGACCUGUUGAGGGGAUUCCAAAAUCCCUAAGUGCUGGCCAAGUUGUUUGGGCUCCAUCAGCUUCCAUUGGUCAUCUUAAGUGCUUAGUUUUUGUUGGAUGGUCAACAGAAUAUGGUUCACUGAAAACAUCAAGAAAACUUGGCAUUAAAUAUUGUUACAACAGGCCAUGUGCUUUGUAUUUAGUCCAGUCUCCUUUCCGAGAAACAAUUGCUGAUAAACUACCUUGCAAAACUGACGAGAAGGAAGAUUUUGGAUCCGCAUUUCACUUAACUCGAGGCAUAAGUAGUGCGAUGUUUCCGCGUUUCAGUCCUGAUGGGAAGGUUCUCGUGUUUCUAUCUUCAAAAAGUGCUGUGGAUAGUGGGGCACAUUCAGCGACUGAUUCACUUCAUAAAAUUGAUUGGCCCGCUGAUGGGAAGCCUAAUACAUCACCAACAAUUUAUGAUGUGGUUCCGGUUGUUGCUUGCUCUGAGGAUAAUUGCUUCCCUGGGAUUUAUGUUGCUAACAUUCUUGAUAGUCCAUGGCUUUCUGAUGGAAGCACAAUGAUACUUUCUUCUGUAUGGCGUUGCACCCAAGUAAUACUUGCAGUGAAUGUUAAGAGUUGCACUCUCUCACGAAUUACUCCCUCUGAUUCAACUUACUCAUGGAAUUUUCUUGCACUUGAUGGGGACAAUAUUCUUGCUUUGUCCAGCAGUCCUAUAGACCCACCUCAAGUCAAGUAUGGAUAUCAUAUUCCUCAGGAGCAAGAAUUAACUUGGAAUUGGCUGGAUGUUCCAAGUCCACUAGAAGGAUCGUCCAAUAAGAUAAGAUCUUUGCUGUCAUCACAUGGGUUCAGUAUACUGAAGAUUCCAGUUAAUGAUAGCUCUGACAAACUUUCUGAAGGUGCAAAGAAGCCUAUUGAAUCUAUAUUUGUUUCACGCAUAAACUCUUGCUGUGAAGAUUCCUGCAAAGAGGGAUUGAACGAUGGUGCAUCUAAUCCACUAAUUCUAAUCCUCCAUGGUGGUCCGCAUUCAGUCUCAGUAUCAGGCUAUUCAAAGUCUAUUGCAUUUCUUUCUUCAUUAGGUUACAACCUGCUUAUUGUGAACUAUAGGGGCUCAUUGGGCUUUGGAGAAGAAGCAUUACAAUCUCUUCCCGGAAAGAUCGGAUGCCAGGAUGUAAAUGAUGUGCUUGCAGCUCUAGAUUAUGUUCUUGAAAGGGGUCUAGCAGAUAGUUCUAAAGUUGCUAUUCUUGGAGGUUCACAUGGUGGUUUCUUGACAACGCACCUGAUUGGCCAGGCUCCAGAUAGGUUUGCUGCUGUAGCUGUCAGAAACCCAGUGUGUAAUCUUGCAUUAAUGGUUGGUACCACAGAUAUCCCCGAUUGGUGCUAUUUCGAGUCUUAUGGGAUGCAAGGAAAGAAAUUAUUUUCAGAGGCUGCUUCAUUAGAACACUUGGAACUUUUUUUUAAUAAAUCCCCUAUAGCCCAUAUUUCUAAGGUUAAAACACCUGUGCUUUUCCUCUUGGGUGCGCAAGAUCUUCGUGUUCCAGUUUCUAAUGGUUUACAGUAUGCGAGGGCUCUAAAAGAGCAAGGAGUCGAGGUCAAAAUUAUCAUGUUUCCAGAUGACGUGCAUGGGAUUGAAAGGCAGCAAUCUGAUUUUGAGAGCUUCCUUAACAUCGGAGUCUGGUUUAAGAAGUACUUAAAAUGAAGAGAUCUGAUUGAAAUUAUGAUUUUCAUGGACUCAUCCUGUGUGAACCCAAUCUUAUUCAAAUUUGAAGGCUUCAUUAAUUUCUAAUAUUGGCCACAUUUGAAAGGGUGGAGAACAAGAGUGAAAGUUAAAAGUUGUGGUGUUCUUUUCUCAAGAAUCGGUUCUGUUAUACGUUCAUGGAAUUUAAUUUAAUAAAGAACAGUAAUGUGUUUUAUA